CUCCUCACGUGGAGGGAAGCGGCUGCUCGGAACCCCAGGUGCCCCCUCCCGGCGCUGCAUCCGAGGCCGGAUCCGGUGAGACACCCCCCUCCCCCGACCCCUUUGUGCACUGGGCUGGAGGGGAUCCCCUGGGCCGCAGGCAGGAGGAUGCUAGGAGACCCCCCCCUCCCUGGGAUGGGGUUGCAAUUUGGGGUUGGGGGUAUCAAUCGAUUGCUAGGGUGCAACUGGAAGGAAGCGAGACCCUCGCCCCCUUUCGCCCCGUGAUCUACUUGGCAAGAUCCGUUUCUCAACUAGAGAUCCCAGGGAGUGCCGCUGGCUUUCUUUGCCUUCCCUGCCUCCGCUCUGCAAAGCCAGGAGAAGAGGGUCCUUUGCUUUUUUUCUGCGAGGCGGGGGGAACUUGCAGACUUUGCAAGACGCACACGCAGGGGACCUUCGGUCAUGGAAAUGCAGAGAUGGGAGAGACCCGUGGGUAAUAAUAAUAAUAAUAAUAAUAAUAAUAAUAAUAAUAAAAAUAAUAAAAAUAAAAUUUUCAUUUAUAUCCCGCCCUCCCCAGGCGAAGCUGGGCUCAGAGCAUAGCUGUCAACUUUUCCCUUUUUUUAAGGGAAAUUCCCUUAUUCCGAAUAGAAUUCCUCGCAAGAACAGGGAAGAGUUGACAGCUAUGGCUCAGAGUGGCUAACAGCAGUAAAAGUAACACAGUUUGCAAGACGCACAUGGAGGGGACCUUCGGUCAUGGAAAUGUAGAGAUGUGAGGGACCCGUAGGUCAUAAUAAUAAUAAUAAUAAUAAUAAUUUAUUUAUAUCCCACCCUCCCCAGCCGAAGCCGGGCUCAGAGCAUAGCUGGCAACUUUCCCCCUUUUUAAAGGGACAUUCCCUUAUUCCGAAUAGGAUUCCUCGCAAGAAAAGGGAAAAGUUGACAGGUAUGGCUCAGAGCGGCUAACAGCGGUAAAAGUAACACAGUCACAAUCAAUUCAUUCUAAAAUCAAUUCAGAGUCAAAUUAAUGGCAACCAUUGGGCUAGAGUUCUAUGAGGAUUGCCGAAGGAGGGGGUCAGACUGUGGCUUGGCCAAAGGCCAGGCGGAACAGCUCUGUCUUGCAGGCCCUGAGGAAAGAUGUCAAGUCCCGCAGGGCCCUAGUCUCUUGGGACAGAGCGUUCCACCAGAUCGGGGCCACAGCCGAAGAAGCCCUGGCUCUGGUUGAGGCCAGCCUAACCUCCCUGUGGCCCGGGACCUCCAAGAUGUUUUUAUUUGAAGACCGUAAGGUCCUCCGUGGGACAUACCAGGAGAGGCGGUCCCGUAGGUACGAGGGUCCUAGGCCCGUAUAGGGUCAUCUAGCCUAACCCCCUGCAAUGCAGGAAGCUCAGGUCGCUCAUGCACAACAGACGACCGUCCAACCUCUGCUUAAACUCUCCACAAAUGUGGAGGGGAGUCUGUAAGGCAGUUGGAUGGUGUCUUGCGUGUCUCGUUCCAGCAACUGCAUUGCAUAGGGUUGGGCUAGAUAUGAUACGAUGAUCUUUAUUGUCCUUGUCCCAUACAGAGCAACGAAAUUGAAAAAAUCUACAUCAGACAUUCAAAAACCAACAAGCCUGCUAUCCCAGCCAAGUUAGCCCCCUAAAAACUCUGAUACCCCAUAAUUAGAUACAAUAUACUCACAUAGAGACUACCUUACACUCCGUUUAAAACCAAAAUCGCAUUUGGAUAGAAACUGUUUCUCAGGUGGCUAGUCCUAGUCUUUAUAACCCUGUACCUUCUUCCAGAAGGCAGAAGCUGAAAGAGAUCAUUUCCGGGGUGCACACUAUCCUGCACUAUCUCUGCAGCUUUCUUGUGACACCUGGAAGCAUAGAUUUGAUCCAUGGUGGGAAGAGUGCACCCAAUUAUUCUCUCCGUAGUCUUUACAACCCUGGACAGCACUGUUUUUCCCCUGACCGUGCAGCUCCCAAACCACACACACAGACCAUAAGUUAAUACACUCUCCACAGUACAAUGGUAAAAUGCCAUCAACAGGUCCUUUGAGAGAUUGUUUUUCCGGAGGCUUCUCAGAAAAUAUAACCUGUGCUGUGCUCUCUUCAUCAGGUCUUUGCUGUUUUCUCCCCAGGUUAGGUCAUCUCUCAACUCCAUUCCCAGAAAUUGAAACACCAAGACCUGUUCCACACACUUCCCCUCAAUAAUGAGUGGCUGAAUAUUCAAUUUACAUUUCCUAAAGUCCACAAUGAUCUCUUUUGUUUUCUUUAAGUUAAGGAGUAAGUUGUUUUUCCCGCACCACUCCCCCAACUGCUCAACUUCCUUCCUAUAGGCUGCCUCUCCUCUCCAGCCGUGAUUAAACCAACCACCGUUGUAUCAUCUGCAAACUUAAUGAUCUUAUUACUGGGGUAUUUGGGGGCACAGUCAGUAGAUGACCCUUGGCGUCCCUUCUAACUUUGCCAUUCAAUGAACUCCUGCAGCCAAGCUGGUGCCAAACGUCUUGCUCUGCUUUCCAGACCUCCAGACACAAGCCUGCACCCUGGGGAGGUCACUUCAAGUGCUGUGAUUUGACUUCACCCCUGGAUGCACACUCCAUUGCUUCUUGAGGCAAACAGAUGCCCCAACACACACACACACACACACACAAAGAGAGAGAGAGAGAGAGAGAGAAGAUGCUGCUGACAGGAGAAGAAAAGUAUUUCUCUCCAGCUGACAGGAGAUUUGGGACUCCUGAUAUCUCUACACACACCCACACACACACCCAAGACAGAGGCUGGAGAUUUGGGGUUUUGCAAGUGGGGUUAUGGUUCCAACAGCUGGAAACUGGGAGCUUUUUAAUAGAAUCAUCAUAAUACAGUGGUACCUCGGGUUAAGAACUUAAUUCAUUCCAGAGGUCCAUUCUUAACCUGAAACUGUUCUUAACCUGAAGCACCACUUUAGCUAAUGGGGCCUCCCGCUGCUGCCUCGCAAUUUCUGUUCUCAUCCUGAGGUAAAGUUUUUAACCUGAGGUACUAUUUCUGGGUUAGCGGAGUCUGUAACCUGAAGCAUUUGUAACCUGAGGUACCACUGCAAUAAUCAUUUAUUAUUUAUACCCCGCCGGUACACCCAGGGUCAUUUUGUCCAACCCCUUGCAAUGCAGGAAUCGUGAUCCGGUUUUCCUUGGGUGGGGCCAAACCACCAACGUGCCUAGUUAAAGUUUUGUGAACUGCAACCUGGAAGCAGAUGUGGAGAGUUUCUCCCUUUGCAAAUAGAUAUGGUCAAAGGAAGGGAGCAUAGCUGUCAACAUUUCCUUUUUUUGAAGGGAAAUUCCCUUAUUCCGAAUAGGAUUCCUCGCAAGAAAAGGGGAAAGUUGACAGCUAUGGAAGGGGGUAGGGGAAUCUAGAGGUGGUCCUGAUCCAGACUUUGCAUGAGGGAUUUGGCACCUGACUUGGUUGUGAUGAAGGUUUAUGUUUUUGUUAAUAAAAAAGGACAUUGCGGGAACAGGCCAAUGGUGUCAUCUGGUCCAGAAUCCUGUUCUCACAGUGGCCAACCAGUUGUUGGUGUUUUAUGAUUUGAUGGUGGUUGUUUUUUAAAAAAAACCCUGAUUUUUUAAACACAUUUUUAAAUGAAAUUGAAUAGCCUGCGUUAUGCCUGAAUAUAAUAUUGAAGCACAGGUGGAUGGAGGCGUGUUGGGUUUUCCUCUAGACCAGCCUUUCUCAACCUGUGGGUCCCCAGAUGUACAACUCCCAUCACCCCUAGCUAGCAAGGCCAGAGCUCAGGGAUGAUGGGAGUUGUAGUCCAACAACAUCUGGGGACCCACAGGCUGAGAACCGCUGCCUAGACAUUGUGUCUGUAUAAUAAUAGGAUAUGGACAAAGGGGCCCAGUUAGUAAGAUGCAAGGAUGUAGCGAAUGGGCAAUGGGAUCAGUUGUGCAGGAAAUGGAGCCUCCAUAUACAGCAGCAGCCUACCUGAACUCAGACGCAGCAAAGAGAUGUUACUUUGAUCCACGUGAAACCGUUAAAAAUGUUCCCAACGAGAGCGAAAACACACCUUCAUGAGUAAUGUUGGUUUCAACAGCUUAAUACACUGUCUGCAAGUCGGGGCAACACAUGAAAAAUCAGAUCCUGGACCUGGUGAUUUUGGAGCAGUUCCUGGCUGUCCUUCAGCGGAGAUGGAGAACUGGGUCAGAGAAUGUGGAGCAGAGUCCAGUUCCCAGAUGGGGGCCUUGACUAAAAGUUUCCUCCUGAGUCAGGCAGAGCAGCAGGUGAGCGCAAAAUUGCUGAACUGUUUCCGAAAGUCCUGCAAGGAGGAAUGUGCCAAACCACAGAGGCCUUUGCCUCUGUCCUUUAAAAAAAAUUAUAAAACAAUUUCAACAAAACAAAUUAUCAAUCCAAAUAAUCAAUUACAUUAUUUCCCCCCUUUUUAUUCCUCCCCAUCCCUCCCUCUCCCCACCACCUGAGACUUCCCUCAGCUCCCCUCUCUGAUUUAUUUGCACAUGUUAUUCUCUGCAUGUUAAAAAUUGUACAUAUCAUUGCCUUAUCUGUCAUAUAUUCUACUAAUAAAUUUGUGGAUGUUUAUUCAAAACCUGCCAAGGAGUCCAAAUUUUGUUGUUUUUUUGGAUAGUUUGUAAAAAGUUCCCAUUCUUCCUUGAAGUCAUGAUUGUCCUUCUCACAUAAUUUGCCAACUCUGCAUAACUCAUCAAUUUUUCUUGCCAUUGUUCUUUCGUUGGGAUUUCCUCCUCCUUCCAUCCUUGUGCUAACUGUAUGCUGCUGUUGUAGCAUACAUAAAUAAAUUCUUUCUUUUUCUUGGCAGGUCUUGUCCUAAAAUCCCUAACAAAAAUGCUUCUAACAAAUGUUAUUUUAAGCAUUUUUUUCAAUUCAUUGUAUAUCAUUUCCCAAUUUUUUUAAACUUCUCUACAUUCCCACCACAUACGAUACGUAGUACCUUCUUUUUCUUUACAUUUCCAACAUGUAUUUGACCCGGUCUUAUACAUUUUUACUAUUUGUACUGGUGUGAUGUACCAUCUGUACAUCAUUUUCAUGUAAUUUUCUUUCAAAAGAGAACAAUCUGUAAACUUUCCACAGCCUUUCCCAAUCCUCAAAUUGUAUAUUAUGUCCUAUAUCUUGUGCCCAUUUGAUCAUGACUGAUUUGACCUCCUCAUCUUUUGUUUACCUCUGUCCUUACUUUCCUAAUAAUCCUCGCCAUUCAUUGCUGUUUCAGCUCCAGGAUCUGUUUGCAGAAGUGGCCACAGAUUUCCACAGGGUAGAGAAGCUUCCCUCAGACACCAGAGAGAAUCCCCUACAUAGGCAGUCUGUGCCAGAGAGGGACUUAGGUGACACCUCGCUGGGUAAGUUUUAAAUUGAUCAUUUUUUAUUGAUCAGGGUGGGUCUGGCCUGGGAGGCCUCUUUUGGCAGGGUCUCAUCAACGUUCAUGAAAAAAAAAUCUUAAAGCCUUUAAAUUUCAUUUUUUUGUUUCACGCGCUGUUAACGAAAGCCCAUAAUUUAUUUGUGUAUUAAACUUUUUAAAUUAUUAAAUCUAUUAACUGUGUGUUAAAUAUUAUAUAUACAGUAGUACCUCUGGUUGCGAACGGGAUCUGUUCUGGAGGCCUGUUUGCAACAUGAAAAGAGUGCAACCUGCGGGUUGCGAUUCGCAGCUUCUGCACAUGCGCGUGAUGUCAUUUUGUGCUUCUGCGCAUGCGCGAGAGGCGAAUCCCAGAAGUAACCCUUUCUGGUACUUCUGGGUCGCCGCAGGACGUAAUCUGAAAGAACAUAACAUGAAGCGGACGUAACAUGAGGUAUGACUGUUUAAUAUUAAAUCUACUGUGAACGCUUCAAUCUUCAAUAUGGAAAUCUAAUUAAGUGUGCGGCCCCCUUGUUCUACGUCAGAGUUCUCUUGCGGCCCAUGAGAAGUUGGACCACCCUGCCAUAAAUCUGUGAGAUGCAUUUGAUGUUUUCCUGAAACAGGGCACGACAGGAUGCUGGUUUUCAGACAUUUCCCCAGCUCAGAAAGGCGUUCCUUUGUGACCCCUUGGAUUUCUUCCCAAGAGGAAAAAUGGGAUGAGCUGUAGUUUUGCACAACUAAACCGCAUAAUGCAAAGGGACGUUCAAGAUACAUAGGAUGGGUGUGUCGUUUUGUGAUGUCAGCGCGGACCUAGAAAUUUCAAAAGAAUGCUUUAAAUUAAAAGAAAAGAGAAAUUUGUCAUUCAGCCUCUGAGAUUAACGUCUGCUCUGAUGGCCUCCCGUCACCUUUCUCUCACACAGGUGGUGGGUUAAUGUUAGCAACAACUCCUUGGGCAUCUUUUCUUCAUGGGGGAGCGGAAGAACCUGUACAAGCUACAUUUCAGGUAGGUGGAAGCAUCCCAGGGAAGGCUGCCAAGAGGAAGCCAAGUUCCUCUGCUCAUCUCCCUGCAUCUGAACAAUUCUCUGUCCUCCUUAUACAUUCAUAGCAUCUUAGAGUUGGAAGGGACCCAAGGGUAAUAAUAAUAAUAAUAAUAAUAAUAAUAAUAAUAAUAAUUUAUUAUUUAUACCCACCCAUCUGGCUGGGCCUCCCUAGCCACUCUGGGCAGCUUCCAACAAAAUAUUAAAAUACAGUAAAGUGGUACCUCAGGUUAAGUACUUAAUUCGUUCCGGAGGUCCGUUCUUAACCUGAAACUGUUCUUAACCUGAAGCACCACUUUAGCUAACGGGGCCUCCUGCUGCCGCCGCACCGCCACCACAUGAUUUCUGUUCUCAUCCUGAAGCAAAGUUCUUAACCCGAAGUACUAUUUCUGGGUUAGCGGAGUCUGUAACCUGAAGGGUAUCUAACCUGAAGCGUAUGUAACUCGAGGUACCACUGCAAUGCAUCAAACAUUAAAAGCUUCCCUAAACAGGGCUGCCUUCAGAUGUCUUCUAAAAGGCUGGUAGUUGUUGUUCUCUUUGACAUCUGGUGGGGGCGUUCCACAGGUUGGGUGCCACCACCAAGAAGGCCCUCUGCCUGGUUCCCUGUAACUUGGCUUCUCGCAGCAAGGGAACCACCAGAAGGCCCUCAGUGUCUGGGCUGAAUGAUGGGGGUGGAGACGCUCCUUCAGGUAUACUGGAUUGAGGAUCUAGUCCACCCCCACUGCAAUGCAGGAAUCUCAUCACUUCUUUCUAGGCUGCCCACCGAGGAGGCUGCGAAUGCCACUCGAACAGUCGUGCAGAAUAAUACCCAGACACUUCUCUCUCUCUCUCUCUCUCUCUCUCUCUCUCUCUCAUUUUUAUUAAAUUUACUGUUUUACAAUUUAAAAGAUUCAUUUAAACAAGCUUGAAAUAUCAAUGACUUCCCUUCCUCUCUUUCCGUGGUUCAUUUUACAUAGCAUAAAUCCCUGCAUAUUUUAUAUAAACUCAAGCAUUCAGUAUUCCGUUAUUACUUCCAUCAAAACUUAUUUGCACUGCUGAAUUUAUCUCAAUGUUGCCAACGUUUCCAAGUGUACACAAUUCCCCCCCCAUAUAUUCAAUAAACAUUUUCCAAUCUUCUUUAAACGUAUGUUCUUCUUGUUCUCUUAUUCUACGUGUUACCUCUGCGAGCUGCGCAUAUUCUGGCAGCUUAAGUUGCCAUUCUUCUUUGGCUGGGACCUCGCUCCUUUUCCAUUUGGGGGCUAAUCAAACACGGGCUGCAGUAGUGGCAUACUUAAAUAACCUUUUUUGACAUCUGGGCAUUUCCAUUUGAAUUAUCCCCAACAGAAAGGACUCUGAUUUUUGGGGGGAAGGGCUUUUAAACGUUUUUUUCAAUUCAUUAUAAAUUAUUUCCCAAUUCUCUUUUACCCUUUUACAUGUCCACCACAUAUGAAAGGACGUUCCCGCUACCUCUUUGCAUCUCGCUUAUCUGAUUCAAUAUUAUACAUCUUAGCAUGUCUAAAGGUAAUGGUAAAGGACCUCUGACCGUUAAGUCCAGUCACGGACGGCUCUGGGGUUGCGGCGCUCAUCUCGCUCUACAGGCCGAGGGAGCCAGCAUUUUCCGCAGACAGCUUCCGGGUCAUGUGGCCAGCAUGACUAAGCCGCUUCUGGCGAACCAGAGCAGCGCAUGGAAAUGCCGUUUUCCUUCCCGCCAGAGCGGUACCUAUUUAUCUACUUGUGCUGGCAUGCUUUUGAACUGCUAGGUUGGCAGGAGCAGGGACCAAGCAACGGGAGCUCACCCCGUCGUGGGGAUUCGAACCGCAGACCUUCUGAUCAGCAAGCCCUAGGCUCUGUGGUUUAGACCACAGCGCCACCCGCAUCCCACCCGCCACCCGCGCAUGCCUACUCAGAGUCAAAUACCACCUGUAAAUCAUUUUCAAGUAGUUCUCCUUCAGGGAAUAACAUGCUGUAAACGUCAACCACUUUUCCUUGUUGAGUCUUCUGGAUUUUGCAAGUAGAGAAUUGUGACAUUGUUUGCAAAAGGGCCGCCGUUUUCCUUUUCUUUUCAGGCUCGAAUUUAUUUUGAGGAUGUGGCAGUGUAUUUCACAGCAGAGGAAUGGGCUCUUCUGGAUUCUGACCAGAGAGCUCUGCACAGAGAAGUCAUGGAGGAGAAUUAUCUUCUCGUCACCUGUCUCGGUAAGACGUUGUGUCUUCAGCUCUUUUACUGGUUGUGUUUGUGUAAAUGGUUGUAGGGCUUCUAUUGCAUUUGGACCUCACUUUGGAUCCUUUCCCUAGUGCAGUCUUCUUCAACCUUGGAUCCCCAAAUGUUGGACUACAACUCCCACCAUCCCUGACCAGCCCAUCUAAGAUAGCUGGGGAUGAUGGGGGUUGUAGUCCAUCAAUCUUGGCAGAACCAAGGUUGAAAAACAUUUCCUUAGUGGAUGAUGGUAGUUAUUUAAAGUGCAUGUGAUUGUUCUUAACUAGCUUUGCAAUGUUUUUAAGGAUAUUUUUAUUGACAUGUUUGCCACCUAUGGCUCUCUUGGGGAAGAAGGGUGGAAAAUAAACCAAAGGAAUAAUAAUUAUUAUGUCCCUCCGUGAGUGACCCUCAUGGUCCCUUCCGAUUCUAUGAUUCUAUUCUAUUCCUCAUUACGUCCAUGAAUUAUUAUUAUUUUUACAUGUCGACAGGACACUUCUUGUAUACGAGGACGUGUUGCCAUCCUUGUAGCUGUUGGAAAUGCAUAUUUCGGUCGGCGGCAUUUGCAAAUUAUUUUUUUCCUCCCCAAAACUUCUGGUGUGUGUUGCGUUCCCAAAGCAAGGAAGGAUUGGACCCUGAUUAAUAAAAUACACACGAGGCUUGACCAGCAAGACUCUGGGAGGAGGUGCCAAUAAUAAUCUGUCACACCCUGGCCCUGGCCCAUUUUAUUAACAAAAGAACUUAUAACACAGUGCUUGUAAGAACCAAUCAGAUGUCCUCUGAGCAUUUCAAAAACAUCCCCACGUGGGACAAAGUUAGAUCAGAGAAAUCCUUUUAACUACAAAGAAACUAUUUCCUACUUGAGCAUGCAUACAUGGUUCGGAGUAAAUAAAAUAGGAAUCAAGGAGAAAUGCAUUUAGUACCCCCGGAGGUCAUAAACAACAGUAAACAGGAGAUGAAGGAUGGCAAUGAAAAAUAGUAUUUACCAUCUUGUGAACUCUCUUCCUGGCCCUUAAAGGUAAAGGUAAAGGGACCCCUGACCAUUAGGUUCAGUCGUGGCCGACUCUGGGGUUGUGGCGCUCAUCUCACUUUAUUGGCCGAGGGAGCUGGCAUACAGCUUCUGGGUUAUGUGACCAGCAUGACUAAGUCGUUUCUGGCGAACCAGAGCAGUGCAUGGAAACGCUGUUUACCUUCCCACCAGAGUGGUACCUAUUUAUCUACUUGCACUUUGACGUGCUUUCGAACUGCUAGGUUGGCAGGAGCUGGGACCAAGCAACGAGAGCUCACCCCGUCACGGGGAUUCAAACUGCCGACCUUCUGAUUGGCAAGUCCUAGGCUCUGUGGUCUAACCCACAGCGCCACCCACAUCCUCGCCCUUAAGAUCUACCUAAAGAUUAACAAAUCUACAUCAAAGUAACCUACUAUCUUUAUGGCUCAGGAUGCCUGGUGAAGCAACCAGUCCGUGUUUAAGAAUGCUUAUACGUGACUGUCAGGCAGAGAGAAAGAAAAUGACAGAGGUGCAGAGGCUUGUGGGAUUCAAUCAGAAAUUAUUGUCAAUGAAUCCAGCCCAGUCAAAGCAAUGCUUUCAUCGCUGGCACAAUGGCGUGCUCCAUCUUUCAUAAUUCUUCAUAGCAAUCCAACCUGACCCCCGCAGUGUGCAAAUGUUUCACCACUGUAGAUGUUGUUGCUCCAUUGAGAAGGGCUUUUGCCCAAGCGGCAGAGCAUCUCUUUUGCCUGCAGAAGGUUUCCGGUUCAAUCUUGGGCGUCUUCAGGUAGGCCUCAGAAAGACCCCAGCUUGAAACCUUGGAGAGAUGAUGUCUUCCCUGCCAUCUUUGUCUUUCACAGGUGACAGGAUGAUGCUGGCAAGACCCCCUCAGCCGUCCCUUCCUCGCGCUGGAGGGGAAGCAGUUGCUGUUGCAAAUGAUCAGGUAUGGAUCAGGGAAGAAUCAUUGGGGAGAAGGAGGAGCCUUCUCAUCUCCCUGGUCCGGAUGGAAAUUCUCUCCUCAUCUUUGCUUCUGUCAGAGCUGCCCAAGAGAAAGGCAGUGAUCUAUAAUGAAUUGAAAAGGAUGUUUAAAAUAACGUUCGUAAAAAAUAAAAUAAAAAACCACACAGAAGCUUUUCUUUUGGGAAUUAUAGAGACAGAACGACCUAAACUGUAUAGAAAUUUAUUUAUUUGUGCUGCUACAGCGGCAAGAAUGUUACUCGCCCCCAAUAUGGAAAGAAGUCCCAGCAAAGGAAGAACAGAUACAAAAACUUAAGGAAUAUGCGGAAAUGGCAAAACUUACCGGAAGAGUAAAAAAUCAAGAUAACAAACUUCUUUAUAUAAAAGAAUGGAAAUGGUUUAUUGAACAUUUACAGAUAAAUUGCAAACAGAUAAGAACAUUGGCAGGAUUAUUGUAAUAACCUGCAGUAUAUAUCUAAAGUAGAUUAAUAAAUGAGCAAAUUAAGUUAAUUGGGAUAUGCAGAAGAUAUUAAAAAAUAAAUUUAAGGAACCGCAGAAAGAGCGUAGCUGUCAACGUUUCCCUUUUUUUAAGGGAAAUUCCCUUAUUCCGAAUAGGAUUCCUCGCAAGAAAAGGGAAAAGUUGAGAGCUAUGAGAAAGAGGGGGAAGGCAGUCAAGCUUUGAAAUGUCGAAAUGAUUGUAAAAUUAGUGAAAUGUAUAUUAUUAUUAUUAUUAUUAUUAUUAUUAUUAUUAAACCUGAAAAGUAUAAGUUAAAGAGAGGGAAAGAGAAAGGCUGUGAAGGCCUCCUCAGAAGGUUUAACUUCUGUGGGAUAAUACACAGCCGUUCUCCCCUGAUGAGACUUCUGGGUUUUGCUAGCAGACGCUCUUAAUUUCUGUCAAGACACAAAUGUUUCCUUCUCUUUCAGGGUCCGUGGUCCUUUGAGGCUGUGUCUGUGUAUUUUACUGAGGAGGAGUGGGCUCUCCUGGAUCCUGACCAGAGAGCUCUUCACAGGGAUGUCAUGGAGGAGAAUUAUCGCCUCGUCACCUAUCUCAGUAAGACUUUCUUAAGGCCAGUCAAAGAGAGAUGGUAAAAUGUGUAACUGACGGGCAGCCCAUCUAAACUGGAAUCUUUUGAAAAUAUGAAGUGGUUUAUAAAUGCUUUUAUAUAUACAGGCUUGACUACUGUAAUUCGCUCUACGCGGGGCUGCCCUUGAAGCUGUCCCAGAAACUCCAGCGGGUGCAGAAUGCUGCAGCGAGGCUCCUCACGGGGUCCCUGCCAUGGGAGCAUAUUCACCCAGUGCUUUUCCAGCUGCACUGGCUCCCGGUGGAGUACAGGGUCAGAUUUAAGGUGCUGGUUUUGACUUUUAAAGUCCUUCACGGCCUAGGACCCUCGUACCUACGGGACUGCCUCUCCUGGUAUGCCCCGCGGAGGACCUUAAGGUCCAUAAAUAGCAACACCCUAGAGGUCCCGGACCCUAAGGAAGUCAGAUUAGCCUCAACCAGAGCCAGGGCCUUUUCAACACUGGCUCCGGCUUGGUGGAACGCUCUGUCUCAUGAGACCAGAGCUCUGCGGGAUCUGAUUUCUUUCCGCAGGGCCUGUAAGACAGAGUUGUUCCACCUGGCCUUUGGCUUGGAAUCAACUUGAUUCCCUUCCCCUCUUUUCUUUUUUCCUUCUGGGAUGAAACUCCUGUUUGGGGACUUCCCUGGCUUUUUUCUGGCCUACGUAGGACCAGUCUGGAUAGUUGGCCUUGGUGAAGAUUUGACGUUUUCAUCCCCAAAAAGUUUUUUGAUUUGAGUUUCUACUGAAAUGAGGCUGCAUUUUAAUGUUGUAUUUUAAUCUUGUUUUUAAGUUGUAUUUUAAUCAAUUGUUUUUAUACUUGGUGCUAGCCGCCCUGAGCCCGGUCUUGGCUAGGGAGGGUGGGGUAUAAAUAAAAUUGAUGAUGAUGAUGAUGAUGAUGAUGAUGAUGACUUCAUGUCUUACUGCAGGCCACAAAUGGGAAGCCAGGAAUACGGGAGACGUAUGUUGGAUGUCGGCAGGAAGGGACACACAUAAAAAUGAGGAACAACUGAGAAAGAAGACUGAAGCAGAUCAGAACAGGUGGAAUAUAUCCUCUGCUACUCAGGGCAGUGGCUACCCUGAAAUUGUGAUCAUAGAAGAAGAAGAAGAAGAAGAGGAAGAGGAAAAGGAUAAAUACUGUGUGUAUCCGAAAUUGGAAUGUGAAGCCCAUUGCCAAAUCCACACUGGGGAGAAACCAUAUCAGUGCAGAGAAUGCGGAAAGACAUUCAGUCAGAAGAUGUAUCUUACUACUCAUAAAAGAAUUCAUACAGGGGAGAAGCCAUAUAAGUGCUUGGAAUGUGGAAAGGGCUUCAGCCAGAAGAUACACCUAACUUUCCACCAAAGAAUUCAUACAGGGGAAAAACCAUACCAGUGCUUGGAAUGCGGGAAGAGCUUCAUCAGAAGUUCAAACCUCACUUUGCAUCAAAGAAUCCACACAGGGGAGAAGCCAUAUCAGUGCUUGGAAUGUGGGAAAAGUUUCAUUAGAAGCACAAACCUUACUUUGCACCAGAGAAUCCACACGGGUGAGAAGCCAUAUCAGUGUGUGGAAUGUGGAAAGAGCUUCAGCCAACGUUGUAGCCUUACUUCUCAUCAGAGAAUCCACACAGGGGAGAAACCGUUUGAGUGUCUGGAAUGUGGGAAGAGUUUCACGCAUAAGAUAAGUUUCACUUAUCAUCAAACGACUCACACAGGGGAGAAACCAUAUCAGUGCGUGGAAUGUGGGAAGAGCUUCAGUCAACGUUGCACCCUGACUUCUCAUCAGAGAAUCCACAGGGUGGAGAAACCAUAUAAAUGCCUGGAAUGUGGAAAGGGCUUUACGUGGAAGAUAGGCCUCGCUGCUCAUCAAACAACUCAUACAGGGGAGAAACCAUAUCGGUGCUUAGAGUGUGGAAAGAGCUUCAGCCAUAAGGGGAGCCUCACGUAUCAUCAGAGAAUCCACACAGGGGAGAAGCCAUAUCAGUGCAUGGAAUGUGGGAAGAGCUUCAGUCACCGAUGCACCCUAACUUCUCAUCAGAGAAUCCACACAGGAGAGAAACCAUAUCAGUGCCUCGAAUGCGGAAAGAGCUUUAAAGAGAAGAGCAGGCUCACUUUUCACCGAAGGACUCACACUGGGGAGAAGCCGUACAAAUGCUUGGAAUGCGGAAAGGGCUUCACGCAGAAGAUAGGCCUCUCUGCUCACCAGACAGCUCAUACAGGGCAGAAACCGUAUACCUGCUUGGAAUGUGGAAACGGCUUCACGAGAAGAUCAAGCCUUAAUCUGCAUCAGAGAAGUCACAGCGGCGAGAAGCCAUAUCAAUGCCCCGAGUGUGGAAAAAGCUUCACUAGACGGUCCGGUCUGAAUUUGCAUCAAAGAACUCACACGGCGGUGAAAUCGUAUAAGUGCUUAGAGUGUGGAAAUAACUACAAUAAUAAGAUAAACCUCACGUAUCAUCAGAGAACUCACAGAAGCGAUUUGAAUAUGCAGCAAAAUCUUGUAUCCCACGUGAAACAGGAGUUUGAUUGUGAGGACCCACAUCGGACAUGCACUGUAUAAAUGAAUGCUAAGCAGGGAGCAACAUACUGUACCUGUCCUGAACAAUGACAGCAAGGGAACUGAAGCAUUUUCUUUUAGCUUUGCUCCUUUUCUAAUACAAAAUGUGAAAUCACCGCUGCUCCCCUCUGCCCUCCCCAUCCAUCCUUCCUCUCCUGAGCACGUAGUGAUGCUUCCAUGUGGGAGCAUUCAGCUCCUAUGUGUGGUCGGCGCUGGCCAAAGGAUCUGCCCAAGGGCAUUUCCAAAAUGCGUUGCCUCCUGGUAAUGGAUUUUGGGACAUGUUGGGGGGGCUCACUAUCUGGAGGAUGAUAUAAUCAAGGCUCCCAUGCCUGCUCAGGUGUCUGCAUAUUGGGAGGAGGGGAAAGGGGGAAGACAAAAAAGGAAGACAGAGCAUAGCCAUCAACACAGUCUCUAGCUAAAAAUGCAUUAAAAGAAUACUUUGAAUUGAAUAAAAAUCAAGUUGAUGACGUAAGGGCACUCUGGGAUGCUGGUAAAGCAGUGAUCAGGGGAUGUUUCAUAAAACAAGGCAUAAGAAUAAAAAAGGAAAGCGAAAAGGAAAAAAAACAAAAUUAAUGGAAGUAAUAAGGAAAAAAGAAAAAGAGCAAAUCAAACAACCAAAUAAUGAUAUAAUUAAAAAAGAAAUUAGGCUACUACAGACAGAAUAUAUGUGCAGAAUAGAACUGGAAGUGGAGUGGAAUGUGGAAAUGUGGAAACAAAAUAAUUUUGAGUUUGCCAAUAAACCGGGAAAAUACCUGGCGUGGCAACUGAGAAAGAGGCAAAAUCCAAGACAAAUAAAUAGAAUAAAAAUAGGAGAGGAAAUUAUAGGUGAUCCAGAGUAAUAAUACAAAAAUUUAAAACAUAUUAUGAAAAUUUAUACAAAAACGAUAAUGAGGCAGAAGAAGUAGACAACUUCCUGUACCAACAGAAAGGAAGCUGCAUAAAAACCCACAAGGAGGAUGAGUUUUAAUUCUACUGGAUCAGAUCUUUACCCCACAAAAAUGCACAGCGUCUAAAUGUGGGUGGUGGUCUCUUGCUGUGUGUGUUUUCUAUGUAUCUGCAGCUGGGCGCUUUCUUCCUCUCUGCCCACGUUCUCCACACGCAAAAGUCACAGAUCCGGUGCUUGCCAGCACUGUCAUAGACCAACAACGGGGAUCUGAGACAUGGAUCAGUAUGGAACCAGAUUAUCAUUAUAGGGGGGUCUCUCCCUGGAACAACCACUGUAUUAUAAGCAAUGUCUCUGUCAGUGGUGGUGUUGAUCGGCGCUGGAUCUGUGAUUUUAAGGGUUGGUUUGCAGCUAAGGGACCUUUAACUUAAUGGCUGUUUGUUAAAAGGAAAUGUGUCUCAUUCAGUAAUCAUGCAAGUUGGAGAUGGUCCAUUUCUGGCUUAGAGAUUUUCAUUUUGAGCAAGGAAGCCUUUUGUUGAAUGACGACAUGCCCCAGAGCCACUAUUAUAUGAUAACACUGAUGCCCCUAUCUCUAAAUCCCAGAGGUACCUAAAGGCAUAAAAAAAAUUGAGACCCCUGCCAGAGUUAUUUCCAGGCUUCAAAUGGAAGAUGAACACACAGCCCCUCCAUCUGUUUGAUUGAAUAUUUUUGUAUGCACACAGGUGUCUCAGUGUAACUAUUGGGCUUGGUGGUGGAUAUUCUCCGUUAAGUGUUUCUUGCCUUGCAAAACUCUGUGAUUAACAUCCCAUUUGUUUUUGUAAAUGCGUUAGGAAGAAAUGUUAAAGGUGCACAUGUGCAAAUAUCAAAAAAACCAAGGCCACACAAACAGAGAUUUGUGUGCACAGCCCGAAUAUCAAAAAACAUAGCGAGAGUUGAAACAUCUCAUGUUGUAGUUGGGA
This is a messenger RNA of Podarcis lilfordi (Lilford's wall lizard), 15850 nucleotides long. The record is from the annotation of a GenBank genome assembly. Lineage: Eukaryota; Metazoa; Chordata; Lepidosauria; Squamata; Lacertidae.